Harpegnathos saltator (Jerdon's jumping ant) is the source of this 4225-nucleotide messenger RNA. Its product is annotated as facilitated trehalose transporter Tret1. Bases 1155 to 2714 code for a protein of 519 amino acids. NCBI's taxonomy places the organism in Eukaryota, Metazoa, Arthropoda, Insecta, Hymenoptera, Formicidae. Gene Ontology annotation, cellular component: membrane. The transcript is spliced from 3 exons. The record is from RefSeq and is a predicted model, not a curated record. Gene Ontology annotation, biological process: transmembrane transport. Gene Ontology annotation, molecular function: transmembrane transporter activity.
CAGUCGGCGAAAGAAGACGCGAGUCCGCGGAGAGAUCCUCUGACCAACGGUUAUUGUCAUCGCUAAGCGCAGCGAUGGUGGUGGCGUGCGAGCCGUAAUGUGUACCGGCUUGCAAUUAACGACAAUCGGAUUAAGGCCAAUUGGGCACGAGAGCGGUAGUGGGUUGUCGCAUGCACCGUCGCGGCUGGACCCGAUUACGAAGUAACGGAUAAAUAGAUCUAUCUAGAUCGGCCGGUCGCCUCGAUAAGACGCGGCCGCCGCCGCGAUACCCGCACGCCACGAAGAAUUCAAAUUCAUCGCCGAGCGAGUAGUGUUUACGAGUGUUGAGUGAGAGCGAGCGACGGGCAAUCGCCGAGGCAUGACCAUGACGAGGCAUAUUGAGAAAACCACUGUUGGGAACGAGUAACAGCUGGUAGUCGCUCGAUCACGACCUUCGCGAAAACCGACUAAUCGGUAGAUGCGUCGCGCGGUCUGUCGGACCGAAUACGAAAAUAGGAAAAAAGGCGGGAUAAGAGAAGCCGCCGGCUAGAUUUACUUAUUGGUUCCGUCGGGAAACCUUGACAUUUCGAAGUCACGAUUGCGCGAGGACGUUUUGCCGCUGAACCGACAAACGUAAGAAUCGUAAACUCUCGCGCGAUCAGCGGUUUUUUCACAGAAAACUUGGAAGAAAUUCGGAAGGUCGAUAUUACAUACGUAGCUCUUGUGAAACAGCUGCUAUUACUGCUGCGAAGUGUUGUUGUUGUUAUUACAUGCGCUAAUUGUGUUACCGUCUGAGUAUCGGCUGUACGAUUCGCAAGAGCAAAAGAAAAGAGCGUUCAGGAAUCUCGGGGUGAUCAUCAUCAUCGGGCCUGGUGGAAAACAACGGUGAAGAACUCGAUCGACAAAUCGCGUGGACCAUCAACUAUCGACCGGCGACAAUCUCGAAUCGUGUGCUGAAGAGCUACCACGACGGUCAAUCUACCGGGAAGCUCGAGGAUCAGCAGCCGCGGUGUUUAUCACACUUUGUCCCGCACUUCCCGACCGAAAGCUAUCAAUAGCCUGAAAUUAAGGGCGUUCAGUGCUGCUCGCGAAAACUACUUGUUGAAUUCAUCGUUGAAAGCCCAGGCGGCGGAAUCGCCAGAAGAAAUAGGACGGCAGUUCCAUUCUCGUCUCACAUGGCUGCAACCACGAACAUCGGCACCCUGAAAGAAACCUCAUCAAAGGGGGAGAUCGUAAUUCAAGCCUCGCCCGAGCCGGAGAAGCGUCGUGACAGCAAACGGACGCAAUGGAGGCAAUGGCUGGCAUGCAUAUCAGCGACUCUAUCGAUGGUGGCGGUCGGCACCGUUUACGGAUGGACCACCACGUCGCUCUCCCGGCUCACAUCCGGCGCCAGCGACGUGCCGGUGAGGAUUACCGACGACGAGGGUUCUUGGAUAGUGUCGUUGACCGUCAUCGGUUCUAUGAUCGGCCCGUUCCUCGGAGCGAGUCUCGCCGACAGAUACGGCCGUAAGAAAUGUCUGUUGUUAGCCAGCGGCUUCUUCAUGAUCGGCUGGACCGUCGUACUCUUCGCCCAAAGCGUCCCGGCGCUCUACAUCUCCAGGGUGAUCCUCGGCGUAGGCGUGGGCAUCUCGUACACGACCAACCCCAUGUAUGUGUCGGAGGUCGCCGACGUUGGAAUCCGCGGUGCCCUCGGCACCUUGAUCGCCGUCAACGUGUUUACCGGCUCCUUACUGACCUGCAGCAUCGGUCCCUGGGUGUCUUAUCGGGCAUUAGCCGCCAUACUGCUCGCUGUACCGAUCCUCUUCGUGGCGUGCUUCUCUUGGUUCCCCGAGACACCCGCUUUCCUCGCGGCCAGGGGCCGCAAAGCGGAGGCGACUAAAUCCCUGGCCUUCUUCAAAGGAAUCCGCGAUCGAGACGAGGCCCGUAGGGAGCUGGAAGUGGCUCUCCGUAGUGUCUUCAUCGAAGACAUCCGCGACAACAUUCCCGUAAUCGGACCCGGCGCCAGGACCGAGCCGGUCAAACGCAGUUGGAUCGGUAAACUCAAGCUGAUGCUGUUACCCAGCAACGCCCGAGCGCUUGGUAUCAUACUGGGCCUGGUGGCGGCGCAGCAGCUUAGCGGAAAUUUCAGCACUAUGCAGUACCUCGAAGUGCUCUUCAAGAAAGCUGCUAUCGGCAUCGACUCCAACCUGGCUACGAUACUGGUGCUCGCGGUCGGCCUCGUUUCGGGAGGAUUAUCGACUGCGACCGUCGAGGGCGCGGGUAGACGUCCGCUGCUGAUUGCUUCCACUCUGGGCUCCUCCAUUACCCUCGCCAUCCUGGCGAUAUACCUCAUGCUGGACGGCAGGGGCGUCGACGUCUCCGCGGCGAAUCUGCUUCCGGUGGUCGACGUAAUCGCCUUUCAGGUGGCAUUUCAGCUCGGAUUGGGCACGCUGCCGAAUGCGCUCAUUGGCGAGCUCUUUCCCACCGAGGUGAAGGCGUUCGCCGGCGCUAUCAUCACCGUCUUCGACGGUGUGCUCGGCUUCGCAGUCUCCAAACUGUAUCAAGUCAUCGGCGACCUACUGGGCGCGCACGCCGUUUAUUAUUUCUUCGCGAGCUCGUGCUUGUUGGCAUUCCUCAUGGUGAUAUUCGUCGUGCCCGAGACCAAGGGUCGGACGUUCCGCGAGAUCCAGGAGCUUUUGCAACGCAGGAGGAACAGGGACGAUGAGAGCUCGCAGAACCAAACUGUCGCGAUAUGACAGAAAGAGACGCGCCGCGCUUCGCGCAGAAUGCGGCGCGAACUCACCGCCGUGAUCUUGUCGUCGGCCAUUCUUCUCGACACGAAGGACUUUCCAACGAUGGCGAUUACUUAUGCUCGUCUGUAUACGCGUACAACAGUCUGUACAUACUUUGCGCUCGCGUCGGGAACACGGCGAGCAGAUCGCGAAGACGCACCGCCUGCGCACCGCCGCAAUGUGCAACUUACUUGCCGACGAGGGGCGAAGCAAAUGUCGUUAUGGAAUCAUUCGCGAGCCGUAUAGGCCUGCUGUACGUAACUCUUCGAUCAUUUUAUCUCUGUCACAAGUAGUUCUCUUUCCGUUUUCUCUUGAGUAUCAUUGCGCGCGAAUAUUUCCGAAAUAACAAUCACGUUGUUAUCUUUGAUACGAUAUUUUUGUCUUCUUCCCUUUUAUGUAUGUUCCACUCCAGAUGUUAUAUGCGAAUCUGAGAAACGUCAGACAGCUGAGGGGGAUUUCCCGCAUGUGCGCACGAUGAAAUAUUUAAGUAAGAAAAACUGAGAGGAAGACGGAAGUAAAAAAGAUUAACAAGUCUAAUUUUUCAGUAAACGCCACAUCUCUUUUUCCGGUAACGUAAAAACGUCGUGGCGACGGUUAAACGUUGGGGCAAAGAGCGAGUAAGACGCGUGAAAAAUUGUUUCAGGUCUCACUGGACAAUAAAAACGAGUAAUACUGCCACAUUUAUUCCAGUAUUAUCUAAAGGAGCGACUUUUAUACUUCCACAUGUGCAGCAACUGAUUACAUAUUGUUAUGUUUGUGUGUAAUCAGUAUAUGUAUAGAGAGAAAAUGUACGUGUGGACACAUAUGUAUAUACAAAUAUUUCUAUUUAAUAUAUUUGGAUAAUUCAGUGGAACUAAAUAUAAGCUUUAAAAUUUCGCUAUUCUUUCAAAUGACGCAAUCGGUGAAAGUGAUGACGAAGGUGAUCGCAUGUUCGCGCUAUUAUGAUAAGAAGCGACAUAAAAUAUAUAUUUUAUAUGUACUUUCCGCGGAGCGUGCAUGUGGCACAAUCGUGAAGGUGGCGCAAUCUUCGCACAAUGUUUUUCCGUGCGGGGUUUAGUUGAAGCCGUAAAACUUUCAAUUUGUAGGACAUCCCGUGUACGAGAAAUUCGCGCAACCUGGUCUCCCGCACGACGGCAGCAGAUAAAAUAUUUUACUAUUUUGAUAGAAACAAAGUUUUUGGUCAAGCGCAUACUAUGAAACGACGUACGAACUGCAGCUAUCAACUUUUAAACGUGCGUUUCCUGUGUAAUAGAAACAUUAAAAAUACACGGACCGAGCUUUUUAGAUUUUGUCAUGUAAAACGCGUAAAUAUAUAAAAGAGAUAUUUUGGUAUGUCAGAAUGUUUUCAAAUACAAAAGCUACAAGCUUCCUUGAAAAUAAUACGAAUUUAGUAUCACACGCAAACAAAAUGCCAAUUGUAAUAUUGCAAUUUCAAAUUCGAAGAAGAUGAAUAAAAGGUUGGAACGUGAAAAGAA